Macrosteles quadrilineatus (aster leafhopper) is the source of this 506-nucleotide messenger RNA. RefSeq lists its product as uncharacterized. The record is from RefSeq and is a predicted model, not a curated record. The transcript has a single exon. NCBI's taxonomy places the organism in Eukaryota, Metazoa, Arthropoda, Insecta, Hemiptera, Cicadellidae. Bases 73 to 465 code for a protein of 130 amino acids.
CACACAAAAGUAAACAUAUUAUUAUUGCCUGGUUUCAAGAAGCUUGCAGUAAGUUAUCCAUUUUCUACGAAAAUGAUUCCAAAAGUCAACGACUGUUGCUUGGUUUUCACAUUGAAGACUGGCUGCCUGAUCAUCGGAGCAACAUGCAUAAUCAUCGGAAUCAUCUUCGCGUCCAGUAAUCAAAUGGGUGGCGACGACAAAGGGAACUCCAGUAAGAUGGCUGGCACACUGUCUGCAGCCCUGUACAUCAUUGUCGGAGUUCUCAUUCUCGUCGGAGUUCUUCUAGAUAUGACCAUCCUCGUACAGAUAGGAGCUGUCGUGCUUCUGGUAGUGUGGAUUCUCAACUUCGUUUUUGCCCUGAUCGUCUUCCUGGACUACGGAAAAUUAUCUCAUCUCAUCAUAGAAAUCAUACUGCUCAUUUUGUUCGUGUAUUUCUUUGUCGUCUUGUGGAGUUACUCAAAUUAAGUUAUUUGAUGCUUGUUUUGUUUGAAUAAAUGGUUUUGAUA